This is a messenger RNA of Rhipicephalus sanguineus (brown dog tick), 1108 nucleotides long. Its product is annotated as cuticle protein 65-like. NCBI's taxonomy places the organism in Eukaryota, Metazoa, Arthropoda, Arachnida, Ixodida, Ixodidae. Bases 118 to 849 code for a protein of 243 amino acids. The record is from RefSeq and is a predicted model, not a curated record. The transcript has 3 exons.
UGCGCCGGGGCAGCGAAAGCAGCCCCCGGGGUACCUGGGUGUAUAUAAGCGACCGCCGGAGUCGCCGUGUAGGACAGGCACAUUUGGUCUCUCGACUCUACCGUAGCCCUAACAAUCAUGCUGAAGCUCGCCGUCUUCCUCGGCCUCGCGGCCUCCUGCUUCGGUGGUUACGUCGGUGGCUACGGCCUCGGCUACGGCCACGGUCUCGGCUACGGUCUUGGCCACUACGGUCUCGGAUACGGCGUUGGACACUACGGCCUCGGCUAUGGACUUGGCUACGGUCACGGUCUCGGCUACGGUCUUGGCUAUGGCUACACCGGCCUCGGCCACGUCUUCGGAGGAGCCGUCGCUGCCGCCCCUGCCGCGGUCGUCCACCACGCUCCUGCUGCCGUCGUCCACCACGCACCCGCCGUGGUCGCCGCUCCCGUUGCCGUGGCUCGCCCCGUAGUCCACGCCGUCGCCGCUCCCGUCGCCGUCGCCCGCCCCGUCGUGCACGCCGUCGCCGCUCCGGUCGCCGUUGCCCGCCCCGUCGUGCACGCCGUCGCCGCUCCGGUCGCCGUCGCCCGCCCCGUCGUGCACGCCGUCGCUGCUCCGGUCGCCGUCGCCCGCCCCGUCGUGCACGCCGCACCCGUCGCCGUCGCUGCUCCCGCCGUUGCCGUCCACCACGCCCCGGCGGUCGUCGCUGCCGCUCCCGCUGUGGCCGUCGGAGGCUAUGGCCUUGGCUAUGGACACGGCCUGAGCUUCGGUCUCGGAUACCAUGGAGUCGGCUAUGGUCUCGGCUACGGCUACGGCCUCGGUGGAUUCAACUACGGCCUCGGCGGACACGCCUACGCCCUCCGCAAGAAAUAAACUACUGGAAUGACCUAACGCCGUGGAACUUCGUCGCCGGGCUCCCGGACGUCUCGAAGACUUCGGCAGUUCCAUCAGCACCGGCAUCCACCGGCACGACAGAAAUUCUCCCAAGUCUUGAGGCGUCGCAAGCCGUCCGGGAGAGCGGCCAUGACUCACAACGCGCGCCUUUCAAAGUAGAAAUGUUCUCAUGCCAAUGUGCACGUCUACGUUCUGGUUGUCCGAUUUUCUUUCGUAUUAUUCUUUUUUUUUUUUCAAA